Molecule: messenger RNA, 1269 nt
Organism: Scomber japonicus (chub mackerel)
Lineage: Eukaryota; Metazoa; Chordata; Actinopteri; Scombriformes; Scombridae
Product: beta-2-glycoprotein 1-like
Exons: 8
Coding region: 108-1160 (350 amino acids)
Biological process (GO): negative regulation of complement activation, classical pathway
Source: RefSeq, a predicted model, not a curated record
AUCUGUUUGCUUUUAGAGAAACGCAACUUGUGAAAGGGGAGGACAGAGAUUCACUAGCAGAGAGCACAGGGAAGAACCAAGGAACAUCUGUCCAUUUUCUACUAAGGAUGGAAGUCAUUGUGACUUUGCUGCUGCUCUGUCCAUUUGUAUUUUUCACCACCGUAACAGCAGACAAUGUGUGUAAUAGGCCUGAGCUGGGUCCUAACAUUGAAGUGGAUGGGCUCCAGAGGUACUUUAGCCCUGGUAUGGAGUUAGUGCUGUCCUGUGCACUGGGACACACUCCAGUGUUGGGCCCUCGACAGAUUGUUUGCGGUGCCAGCGGACAAUGGACAAAAACCAAACUCAUAUGCAUGCCAAAGCGGUGUCCCUACCCUGAUCCACUGGCGAAUGGAGAAAUGUACUAUGAGGAUACUGUGUAUACGAAUACCAUCAACUAUACUUGUAAUGACGGGUACAUCUUGUUUGGACCCAGCACUGCUGUAUGCCAAGCUGAUGGAACAUGGAGCACAGCGGUCCCAGAGUGCAAGCCUGUGCUCUGUGGUCUUGCUCCAAUUCCAAAGUUUGGGAUGAUAAUUUAUGACAAUAAGAUCAGAGGGAACACCACUGAUUAUGGCGUCACUGGGACGUACAGGUGCCUGCCUCCAUACGUACUCAUUGGCAACCCAAGAGCAGAGUGCACUGCCAGUGGCACCUGGACUGAGACACCUGAAUGUCGAGUGGUGAGCUGCCCUCCACCUGGGAAUAUUGAGAGAGGCUACAUGUCAAUUGAUGAAGAGAGAGACUAUGACUUCACGGAAACUGUGAAAUAUGGCUGCAAUGGAGACUAUGUACUGGAAGGAAGCCUCCAGAUUGUCUGUCAACGUGACGGACGUUGGUCUGAAAAGCCAUCCUGCAAAGCUCCUUGCAGUGUUGGCAUACAAAGAGGAAGGAUAAUAUACAAAGGACGAAAACUCUGGAUCAAAGACCUGCGUCCUAACAGAAUCCUACAUAAAGACACUGUCUCAGUCUACUGCAUGGACAAGGCCAGGAAGUGUGGUUUCACAGUGCCAACCCAGUGCUUUGAUGGAACACUCCAAAUCCCAGAAUGCUUUGAGGAGCCCGGCUCAGUUGAGUACAACCUUCGUUCAGGCUCACUUCCAUCAGAAAUCAAACAGUGCUAAAACAGCUGCAUUUCCCUUCUCUGAUGAUUAUUAAACCACUGCAAUAUGAAAUGGAUGCUGAUGGAGUUGUGUUCUGGUCUUUAAAAUUAAAGGAAAUGGUCUAACUCAA